Messenger RNA from Drosophila virilis, 1414 nucleotides. Its product is annotated as ribosomal RNA small subunit methyltransferase NEP1. Gene Ontology annotation, cellular component: nucleolus; small-subunit processome. The record is from RefSeq and is a predicted model, not a curated record. Gene Ontology annotation, molecular function: rRNA binding; rRNA (pseudouridine) methyltransferase activity. Lineage: Eukaryota; Metazoa; Arthropoda; Insecta; Diptera; Drosophilidae. Gene Ontology annotation, biological process: rRNA base methylation.
CAUCUCUAUUGUGGCCAUCGCCGCGUGCACAUGGCCUUUGUUUUUGUACAAGCAACGUUAAGACUAUAACAAAAAUGGGCGGCCAGGGCAAAACAAUAAAUCGCAAGCGUAAAUUUGUGGGCCGCAAAGCGGACGAUCCGGAAUUCGAUUUGGACAAGAAGCACUUCAAGGUGCUCCAUUUGAAUGCCAGCGAGAAACGCCUAAUUAUUGUGCUCGAGGGUGCGCAGCUGGAGACGGUGAAGGUGCACAACACAUUCGAGCUGCUCAACUGUGACGAUCAUGCGGGCAUAAUGCGCAAAAAUCAACGAGAUCCGGGCAGCUGCCGCCCGGACAUCACACACCAAUGCCUGCUGAUGCUGUUCGACUCGCCGCUAAAUCGUGCCGGUUUGCUGCAGGUGUUUGUUCGCACCGAGCACAAUGUGCUGAUUGAGAUCAAUCCACAGACACGUAUACCGCGCACAUUUAAGCGUUUCGCCGGCCUGAUGGUCCAGCUGCUGCACAAGUUUCAAAUACGCGCCAGCGAUUCAUCGCGCCGCCUGAUGAGCGUCAUCAAGAAUCCCAUUACGGAUCAUUUGCCUGUCGGCUGUAAAAAGUAUGCGAUGUCCUUCACCGGCAAGCUGGUUAGCAAUUGCCGCGAUUUGGUGCCGCACGGCCCGGAGGGCAGCGAUGCCUACGACCAGCCCGUUGUCAUGGUAAUUGGCGCCUUCGCCCACGGCGCACUCAAGACGGACUACACCGAGGAGCUGUUCUCCAUUAGCAACUAUCCACUGUCAGCGGCCAUUGCCUGCUCCAAGCUCUGCACCGCCUUCGAGGAGGUCUGGGGCGUCGUCUAAUAGUUCUAAGCGUACAACUAGCUUUCAUUUGUUUUUGACUAGAUAAUACAUAGAUACUAUAUUAUAUUAUAAAUCGAGCAAAUAUGUGAGUCAAGGCACGAAUUGUCUUUUACCAUGAUGCUCCUUAUAUGUACGUACAAAAUCCUAACAAGAUCGUUUUACUAUAUCAUAUAAAGCUGUACAAUCGCUCGGCAAUUACAAUAAGUUUCUAUAUGGAUAAGCUUUGCAAUUCUCCCGAAACAGCUACAAAACGACGACUAAAUACCCUCACACUUUCUAUACAUAGCUUAGAUGUUUCCCAAGACAAACUUUUCAUUUGCAAGCGAUUGUCCCAAUAAUAUAUAGUACACAUCGAUCUUGAUAAGAUUAUGCGCUUAAGUGCAAAUGUCAAUACAAAAGAAAUUAGUUUCUUAUAUUUACAUUUGAACACGUUUCAUUUGAAGUCUAAAAUAUGUGGAUAAAAUUCCACACGCAAGUGUGGAAAAUUGGUGAAAACCAAUCGCUAAGAUUGAGCAAGAGGAAAAGGUAUUUGGUCGGAAAAUAAACUAGCCUAGGGCGAACAAAAUAUAAAAAUUUGAAAA